Molecule: messenger RNA, 8157 nt
Organism: Apodemus sylvaticus (European woodmouse)
Lineage: Eukaryota; Metazoa; Chordata; Mammalia; Rodentia; Muridae
Gene: Ndst1
Product: N-deacetylase and N-sulfotransferase 1
Exons: 15
Coding region: 861-3509 (882 amino acids)
Cellular component (GO): Golgi apparatus
Molecular function (GO): heparan sulfate N-sulfotransferase activity; deacetylase activity
Source: RefSeq, a predicted model, not a curated record
UCUUCCUCUGUGAAAUCAGGGCUUGCCCCAGCUAGAUUCCAGGGCUGCCAGAGACAUGAGCUCUGCUGUGCUGUGAGAACUAAGCUGCUGUCCAUGUUGUGAGAAUCAUCGCGAGCUUGUUAAGGAGGCACCAGGAGCGAAUGCUAACAGCAGUGGACAGCUCAGCGCAGCGUGCCAAGCCGCCUCUCAGCCCACUUCAUGCUCAUAAGCCCGAGAGACAGGAUGUGAUCGCUUUGGCUUGUAGAUAGGAAACUGAGGCAUCGAGCAGUUCAGUAACUUGUCCGAGAUCACACAGCUCCUGGGUGAUUUGAUCUGAAGCCACCUGGCUAUGACCCGCAUGUGGAACCUGAAGAUGUCGUAAUGUAGGACUCGGGGUUCGUGAUUGGACUUGGGACAUCUGGCCUGAGUUCUCUGGUAUUGUCGCAUUCACAGUAUGUGUCCAUCCUCCCAGCCUUCACCCUGUGGGCCCGGCGUGAAGAGCGGGUGGGUGGGCAAGCGAGCGAGCGAGUGAGCGGCAUGCGGCGCCCCCUGGCUGGCCCGGAGUCUUUUGACCUGCUGUUGACUGCUCCCAGGAGGCCCUGACGCCCUGGGGCACUUUUGCUUGGCACAGGACCACGUUGGGGUUUGCCAUGGUGACAUAAAGGGUGCAGAGGAAGGAAGGAGCAAGACCAGCCUGUAGACUGCGCCCCUGGCUGGGCCAAAGGGCCAGGGGCCCGAGCCUUCUCUCCACUGCCCUUGGACGGCUCACUUCCUAAGUCUCUGCAUUUUUUAGUCAGCGGACAACUUUGGGACUCCUGUGUGAGGACUUCGGGGGACCAGGCCAGGCUGGGCCUCUGCUGGUUGAGAUCUUGGGGGCCAGAAUGCCUGCCCUGGCGUGCCUCCGGAGGCUGUGUCGGCACCUGUCCCCACAGGCUGUCCUGUUCCUGCUGUUUGUCUUCUGUCUCUUCAGCGUCUUUGUCUCUGCCUACUACCUAUAUGGUUGGAACCGGGGCCUCGAGCCCUCGGCAGAUGCUUCCGAGUCCGACUGUGGGGACCCACCACCUGUCGCCCCUAGCCGUCUCCUGCCAAUCAAGCCUGUGCAGGCGGUCACCCCUUCCCGAACAGACCCACUGGUGCUGGUAUUUGUGGAGAGCCUUUAUUCACAGCUGGGCCAGGAGGUGGUGGCAAUCCUGGAAUCCAGUCGCUUCAAGUACCGAACAGAGAUUGCACCGGGGAAGGGGGACAUGCCCACACUCACUGACAAGGGCCGUGGCCGCUUCGCCCUCAUCAUCUAUGAGAACAUCCUCAAGUAUGUCAACCUGGAUGCCUGGAACCGGGAGCUGCUGGACAAGUACUGUGUGGCCUAUGGCGUGGGCAUCAUCGGCUUCUUCAAGGCCAAUGAGAACAGUCUGCUGAGCGCACAACUCAAAGGCUUCCCUCUCUUCCUGCAUUCAAACCUGGGCUUGAAGGACUGCAGCAUCAACCCCAAGUCCCCACUGCUCUACGUGACACGGCCCAGUGAGGUAGAGAAAGGCGUGCUGCCCGGAGAGGACUGGACUGUGUUCCAGUCCAACCACUCUACCUAUGAGCCGGUGCUGCUGGCCAAGACACGCUCCUCCGAGUCCAUCCCACACCUGGGUGCAGACGCUGGCCUGCAUGCAGCACUGCAUGCUACUGUGGUGCAGGACCUGGGCCUCCACGACGGCAUCCAGCGUGUGCUGUUUGGCAACAACCUUAACUUCUGGCUGCAUAAGCUUGUCUUCGUGGAUGCUGUGGCCUUCCUCACAGGGAAGCGCCUCUCGCUGCCUUUGGACCGAUACAUCCUGGUGGAUAUUGAUGACAUUUUUGUGGGCAAGGAGGGCACACGCAUGAAGGUGGAGGAUGUGAAGGCCCUGUUCGAUACACAGAAUGAACUUCGCACACACAUCCCACACUUCACCUUCAACCUGGGCUACUCAGGGAAAUUCUUCCAUACAGGUACCGACGCUGAGGACGCUGGGGAUGAUCUGCUGCUGUCCUAUGUGAAAGAGUUCUGGUGGUUCCCCCACAUGUGGAGCCACAUGCAACCCCACCUCUUCCACAACCAGUCUGUGCUGGCUGAGCAGAUGGCCCUGAACAAGAAGUUCGCUGUCGAGCACGGCAUCCCCACAGACAUGGGGUAUGCGGUGGCGCCCCACCACUCCGGGGUGUACCCUGUGCAUGUGCAGCUGUAUGAGGCCUGGAAGCAAGUGUGGAACAUCCGUGUGACCAGCACAGAGGAGUAUCCGCAUCUGAAGCCUGCCCGUUACCGACGCGGCUUCAUCCACAAUGGCAUCAUGGUCCUCCCUCGGCAGACCUGUGGCCUCUUUACACACACCAUCUUCUACAAUGAGUACCCUGGAGGCUCCAGUGAGCUGGACAAGAUCAUCAAUGGGGGCGAGCUCUUCCUCACUGUGCUUCUCAAUCCUAUCAGCAUCUUUAUGACACACCUAUCCAACUAUGGAAAUGACCGCCUGGGACUAUACACCUUCAAGCACCUGGUGCGCUUCCUGCACUCCUGGACCAACCUGAGGCUGCAGACCCUGCCCCCUGUGCAGCUGGCCCAGAAGUAUUUCCAGAUCUUUUCUGAGGAGAAGGACCCGCUUUGGCAGGAUCCCUGUGAGGACAAACGUCACAAAGACAUCUGGUCUAAGGAGAAGACAUGUGACCGCUUCCCCAAGCUUCUCAUCAUUGGCCCCCAGAAAACAGGCACCACAGCCCUCUACCUGUUCCUGGGCAUGCACCCGGAUCUCAGCAGCAACUACCCCAGCUCCGAGACCUUUGAGGAGAUCCAGUUUUUUAAUGGCCACAACUAUCACAAAGGCAUCGACUGGUACAUGGAGUUUUUCCCUAUUCCCUCCAAUACCACCUCUGACUUCUACUUUGAGAAAAGUGCCAACUACUUUGAUUCAGAAGUGGCACCACGGCGGGCAGCUGCACUGCUGCCCAAGGCCAAGAUCCUCACCAUCCUCAUCAAUCCAGCCGACCGGGCUUACUCCUGGUACCAGCACCAGCGCGCCCAUGAUGACCCAGUGGCCCUAAAAUACACCUUCCAUGAGGUGAUCACAGCUGGCCCUGAUGCAUCCUCAAAGCUGCGUGCCCUCCAGAACCGAUGCCUGGUCCCUGGCUGGUAUGCCACUCACAUAGAACGCUGGCUCAAUGCCUUUCAUGCCAACCAGAUCCUGGUCUUGGAUGGCAAACUGCUGCGAACAGAACCUGCCAAAGUGAUGGACACGGUGCAGAAAUUCCUCGGGGUGACCAGCACCGUUGACUACCAUAAAACCUUGGCGUUUGACCCAAAGAAAGGAUUUUGGUGCCAACUGCUCGAAGGAGGAAAAACCAAGUGUCUGGGAAAAAGCAAGGGACGGAGAUACCCAGAGAUGGACUUGGAUUCCCGAGCCUUCCUAAAGGAUUACUACCGGGACCACAACAUUGAGCUCUCUAAGCUGCUGUAUAAGAUGGGCCAGACACUGCCCACCUGGCUGCGGGAAGACCUCCAGAACACCAGGUAGCCUUGGCCACCACAGCCAGACAGAACGCUUGUGUUAGCAGGGAUGUCCUGCCUCACACUGAGCCAGACUGACCUGCCGAGAAGGAUGCUGGGCCCAGCCAGCCAAAAGCAACGAGCAAUACUCUGCUAAGGCCCGUGGGGCCGGAAGCCCAGGCAGGUCUGCAACCGCCUCAGAGCAGCCACUGCUGGAUGUGUGGCCUGUGGGACCUCUGUGGUACCAGGGGUCCGUUCCGUUCCUUCGCAGCCUCCCUGCCUGGGGAGAGCACUUCCUGUUGGUGGAAGGUCAUUUCCUGGUAGGAGGAGUCCGGGAGACUCUUUCCUGCCUCACUGUGUGCUACCACGCCCUGUCCUGUCCUUUGUCAGACCAUCCCCUGCUCCAGCAGGGUGUCCCCUCAGUAUUAGCUGCCACAUUUCUCUGUCCUCCAGACAGUAAGGGAGAAGAGCGCAGCUGGACCUUUUGUCCAACUAGGGAGAAAGACUGGGCACGUCCCUGAGGGUUUGAGCCAGGCCCUGCCAGGGUUUAGCUGAGACCCAGAUGCACUCAGUAGCUUGAAUGUGAGGGUGGCCAUCUUGAGAGGACAUAUGACUGCAUUUGGGUUAUUGCUAUCACAUCUCAUCUCCCUUUGGGAAAAGACUCUGGUCCCUAUUGUCUCCACCUCGUGCUCAUGGUCUCUUGUAAGCCCUGGGCCGCGGCCAUGCCCUGGGCCAGAGACAUGGGCCUUGGCCUGUCCCGCUCACCUGGAUGUGACAUGUGGUGUUUCCUGUGGUAAUGGCUGAGGCGAGUCAGGAGGCUGCCAGUGUUCAUACUCCCAUGUACAUAUAUUGUUUCACAGCCGCCGCCUCGGCCCAGCAGACAUGGCAGAGGCGGCAAGCAGUGCUGCCCGCUGCUGUGCCUAACAACCUGUGGCCGAGGGUCCCCAGAGACCCCCUAACCUCCCAAAUACUAAGAAGCUAAAGUAUUUUAAUAUUUUGUGUUUUUUUUUCUUGGUGCCAGAGUUUAUACCCUGGGUGCUGGGGUUGCACUGUGUUUUAUAUAUAUAUAUAUAUAUAAUGUGUAUAUAUAUAUUAUAUUUUUUUUGGUUGAAUUUGUUUUUAAUUCAGUCAUACACAAUGGUGGCAAAGCCCUAGCCUCAAAGAAUGUCAUAUCUUAAUGUUAGAGACUGAGGUGGAAGGGAAGGUGAGUGUGUCUGUGAGUGCCCAGGCCUCAGGGGGAAGUCUUGAAAGGUCCCUCUCCUCUCUUCUGCGUGCGGGGGAACAGAGAUGCUAAGAUGGAGAGACCAACUCUCCCAAAAUCGUCUGGCUUUACAAAGCCUAGUGGCCGUGGGGUGUACGGGCCACAGGGAAAGCCUGGCCUGGGUGGGAGACCUGGGCCCUGAGCUGGCCUCUCCGUCCCCUGUCUCAUGGUGCUAGGUUGGGGUUUGCCUUGGAGUGGGGUGUCCAUAGGGCCCCACAGAACUGUCUUCAGUCCCUGAAGACACAGGGUCUUGGCUGUUCUCUGUCUGGAUUCUGUUUCUGUCCCCCUUUUAACAAUGUGAAGCGACUGAGGUUGGGUUUCCUCUUCCUGCUCCCCCAACCCCCCACAUCCCUUCAACCGCCAGUCCAGUGUCCACCAGCCGUCCAUUCUGGCAUCCUGGGCAUGGAAGGGUUCCAAGACGGGCACGAGGUGGGUCCAGGAAUGGGAGGUGGCCUUGGUCAAUGUCACAGCUGUUGGAAGCAGUGCCAAGCGUUAAGUUCUGAGCCCCCUGCUCUUCCAGUACCACACUGCCUCUGAGCCCGCCUUUGGGACCCUACUGUGCUCCCGGUUCCGUCUUUCCCUCAGUCAUUCCAGGACGUGGGGACAAACCACUCUUUCCCAGCCGGGCAUCUUUGAGCCUUCCCUUCCAAGACCCGCACUUUCCCUGCUGUGUUCUUGUUUCCGGAGUCCGUCCAUCCUGCGCUGGGGUGGCUUUCACUCCGAGCUCUCCUCUCCUGGAGUUCUCCACUGUGGGGGAGAGUGUGGGACGCUCAGAGGAACCUGCGUGCAUGGAUUGGGUGUGCAGAGAGCCAUGUCACUUCAGGUUUCUCACUGGGGUCUUGGAAUCUGUGGGUCCUGUUCACUACACAGUCCGUAUGUGGUAUGCUCAAAUGCCCUGCCAGCAAGCUAGAACCAGAUCAGGGUUAGGUCAGCUUUCGAGCCCUUAGCCUCACUUCCCACCUGUCAGUGAGGAUGGCGCCUAGAUUCUGAAAAAGCUACUCUCUGUGUGAGACCCCAUGAGAGCUGAGUUAGGGUGGUUGGAAUGGCCCUCGUAUAGCCUGCAGCUCUGCUAGUCUCUGGCCUCCUGUGGAAGCAGGUCUGAGACCCUGGGAGCAGGGGAGUGGCUCACUCUGGUCCAUUUCCUUCGAAGACCCCGAAGUCUGCUGCUGAGACCCUUUCAUUGCUGGGCCCAGAUAUUGCCACAAGUUGCAGAUGUGGGGCCUUGGGAAGUAGAUAGCGUUCAUCUUAGUAUCUUAACUAGAAAGUCCACUGAUUGACUGGAAACACAAAAACAAGCAGGAGGGAAGUGGCAUUGGUUGUUCGGCCACUCCCUGUCCCUGUGCAGUCUCCACCAACAGCCGUUGCCUUACGGGCGCAGCUCACCGGCAGCUGCCUUACUCAUUCCAGGUUCUAGAGCUUUCUACGGGGCAGGCACCUCGGAGAGCAUAGGGGAUGCGGGCGAAGCUAAAAUGGACCUUCCACACCCCUAUGUAUGAGCUCUGGGUGCUUCUGAGUCUGCUCAUUUCCAGAGGAGGGCGAGUGCUGGCCUCUCCCACCCGGAGCCCCCCAGGCGUGUCAGUGACAAGAGCAAGCUCAGAGCCGCCUGGGCUGUGACUGCCAGCCACUCUUCAUCUAGGCCGAAGGCGCUUAGCAUUUGCCAGGUUGUUUUCUCUCUCUACAUGUGUGUUGUUUUAAAAGAAAGUUGCAGUAUCAUGAGACUGUUUAUCCCUAGUGUUGCCCUAAGAGGUAGGGCCUUCUACCAGACCAGCCAGUGCCACAGCCAAGACAGUCCCGUCCCACUAACAGCCGCUAUCUAGUCUGUACCUAAAGUUGUCUCCCAAGCCCCCAUUAUACCUGGUUUUAAUAUUGGAUCCAGUCAGGGCAAGAACAUUGUAUUUUAUUAAAACAUUUCUUUGAAAGCUAAAAAGUUUUCCCUCUGCCCAUCUGAUUUAAAAAAAAAAAAAGGUUUGGUUUUUGUUUGUUUGAGACAAGGUCUCAUUAUAUAGCCCUGAUUAGCCUGGAAUUUGUUAUGUAGACCAUGCUAACCCUGGAACUCAUAGAGAUCCACUUGACUCUCAAAAGCUGAGAUUAAAUGUCUGCACUUACUAGGCCCAGUUCAAAAUGGUAUUUUGUUUGUGUUUUUGAGACAUGGUCUCGCCAUGUAAAUCUGACUGUCCUGGAAAAUGUUAUGUGAACCAGGCUGGCUUUGAACCUGCCUCUGCUUUCCAAGUUCUGGGAUUAAAUGUGUGUGCCACUUCUCCCAUCCCCCAAAUGGUAUUCUUUUUAAGGCCAGAGAUUGUGUUGUCAAAUAGAAGUCCCACAUUCCAGAUCUGAUUGUUUCCUCCUUUAGCCCACAUGCUUUCAAGGGUAAUUUUUCUUCCUGUGAUUUGCUGAUAUGGCAUUUCCUCCCGCCUAAAGUGCGCCUCCUUCCACUGCCCCCUAAGCCAGGGUCAAACCAGUGUGGGGGAGAGGAAGGGGCUCCCAGAAGAGGCAGCAUCACAUUGGGUAGGGGCUGAGGGCUCUGGGGGCUUGGGGUGGGAUGGCCUGCUGGGCUGACCUUGGGGGGCUUGUGUCAGAAGUGUGCACAGCUUAGAGGAGCCGGGCUGCCCCCCCCCCCCAUUCUCUGCACAGCAUCUUCCUCCUUCUCUUUCUCCUUUUCUGUCUUUGUUUUGGUUUCCCUGCUUCUGCUCUGUGGCUCUGGGGUCUUCAUUCUCUACGUGGUUGGUUUGCCCUGGAGCAGAGAUAAGACCUCAGGCUCUGACAGGAAGGGCCUAGGAGAAAGGCCUCCUUUAGGUAGAGGCGUGAAGAACUCUGGGUGCAGCGGGGCACCUGACGGUCUUCCUCUAAGGGAGAAGAUGGAGAAGAUGGAGGCUUUGGCCCAGCUUAGCACAUCGUGCAAGAAGCAGCUGUGCUCUGUGACCUGAGGCUAGUAGCCUGUCUCCCCUCCCCUCUCCCCUCCCUUCCCCCAGGCCUUCCAUGCAGUGCUGGGGUUAGGGUUAGGGCUGUAGACUUGUUGUCCUUGCCAGCCCUUGAGUAGCCGGGCGAUGACUGAGGGCCGUGGGAGGCUCCCCGCAAUGUUUGACCUAAGAAGUUCCCCUCUCUCCCUGGCCUGGAGGAGGAUCCCAGAGGAAGGGUUUUCUAUGACUGAGCUAGCUUUUCUUAUGGGCAAGAGGGCUCUUUUUGUAAUUUGUGCAUGAAAUUCAUGUUAUUUCCUGGGGAGAGAAGAGGGCCAACUGAGUGGGUGGGGGGCACGUGUGGGAAGCAGGGGUGGGGAGGGGUCGCAGAGGGCAUGCCACCCAGCUCACCUGAAGAGGGCUCUUGAAACAGCCGUUUUGGGUUGUGUUAAACGUGGGAACUUUCCUCCAUUAAUGUACAAUCUUGAACUAACUGCUAAUAAAAUGGGAUUCUGUUUGUA